AUAUGAACAUGAAAAUGCUGGACUUCGAGCAGUUCCUGCCCAUGCUGCAGGCCAUCGCUAAGAACAAGGAUCAGGGUUCCUUUGAGGACUUUGUGGAGGGGCUGCGUGUGUUUGACAAAGAGGGAAAUGGAACGGUGAUGGGCGCUGAGCUACGACAUGUCCUAACUACGCUGGGUGAGAAGAUGACAGAGGAAGAGGUGGAGACGCUCUUGGCAGGACAUGAGGACGCUAAUGGCUGCAUCAAUUAUGAAGCAUUUGUACCCCACAUUAUGGCUGGUUGAGGAGAGGGUACGGAUGG
Messenger RNA from Sinocyclocheilus rhinocerous, 298 nucleotides. Its product is annotated as myosin light polypeptide 6-like. Gene Ontology annotation, molecular function: calcium ion binding; structural constituent of muscle. The transcript is spliced from 3 exons. Gene Ontology annotation, cellular component: myosin II complex. The record is from RefSeq and is a predicted model, not a curated record. The annotation marks the transcript as partial. Lineage: Eukaryota; Metazoa; Chordata; Actinopteri; Cypriniformes; Cyprinidae.